AUGUCCAAUGAAACCAGGUACCUCAUAGUCAUCGAUGAUGUAUGGACAAUAGCAGCAUGGGAUGCAAUCAGGUCUACGUUGCCAGAUGGCAAGCCUGGCAGCAGAAUCAUUGUGACCACUCGGAUAAAGACUGUGGCCAAAGAAUGCAGUGAUGUUAGUGCUACCGAACACUACAUCCAUCAUAUGAAGCCACUUACAGAUGAAGACUCCAAUGAGUUGUUUCGUAGUAGAGCAUUUGGCUCCUCAAUGGAUAAGGCCUCCCAUACCAAGGAGAUGGAAAAUAUAAGUCACAAUGAAGAGCUAGAAGAUAUAAUGAAGAGAAUUCUAAAGAAGUGUGCUGGGUUGCCAUUGGCCAUUGUUAGCAUCGCCAGCCUCUUGGCGAGCUACAAAUAUCCGGAGAGGAAAGAUAUGUGGGAAACUGUAUGGAAAUCAAUUGGUUCACAAAUGGAGAGCAACCCUACCCUUGAAGGGAUGAGGCAGAUACUCACACUCAGCUACAACCACCUACCUUAUCACCUCAAGGGUUGCAUGAUGUAUCUUAGUAUUUUUCCAGAGGAUUUUGAGAUCCCUAGGGAUCGGCUCUUAUACAAAUGGAUUGCAGAAGGAUUGGUCGAGGAGAAGCGGGGUUUGACUUUGUUGGAGAUUGCAGAAGGUUAUUUCGAUGACCUGUCGAGUAGGAGCAUGAUUGAUUCAGUCUUGUCCCUCGGCUACAAUGGAAAGUGGACAUCAUGUCGGGUGCAUGACAUGCUGCUUGAGGUCAUGGUAUCCAAAUCCUUGGAGGCAAACUUUAUUAGCCUAUCGGGUGGUCAAUAUGAAGGGAUGUCAUACGACAGGAUUCGUCGCCUCUCGGUACAUGCAGGAGCCAACAAUGACUCAACAUCCAUGAACGGGGGGGCAUCAGGAAGGCGUGGUAAGAGAAAUAGCAUGGAGAGGUUAGAAGUGCAGCAGGUUCGUUCACUAAGCAUUUUUGAUUUCCAAGAGAAGAAGCUACUUGAUCGGCUAGGCCAGUUCACCCUACUGAGGGUACUUGAUCUGGAGGACUGCAAGGGCCUGGAAAACAAACAUGUGAAGGAUAUCUGCGGGAUGUACCUCCUAAGGUUCUUGAGUAUGAAGGGUACCGAUAUCAGUCUGCUGCCUGAGAAAGUGGGUGAGCUAGAGCAUUUGCAAGUGCUUGACGUGGCCGGCACACUGCUUCUCAAGCUACCAGAAACCAUGACAAGGCUAGAGAAACUCGAGUAUCUGAGAUUCCGCCAUAGGGCACAGUGGUACACUAUGUGGACUCCUCCUGUUGGGAUCCGUAAAAUGAAAGCACUGCAGAAUAUUGAUUGUGUAGUUAUAAAGGAUGUUCGAGUUGCACAAGACCUGGGUGAACUAGGAGACUUGCGUGAUGUAACUAUCUUUGUUGAAGAAUCUAGUGGAAGUACUCAGGCUAUUCUUGAUGCACUUGUCAAGUCCAUCAGCAAGCUGUACUCCCUUCGAAGCCUCGGGAUUGGCCGCUUUAACAAGAGGUCGAUCAACUUUCUCAAUGCCAUGCCGUCGCCACCGAAGCUCCUCCAAUAUCUUUACCUGGAUGGUGCCAUGGAUGAGUUUCCCCACUGGGUCCCAUCACUGCACAAUCUCGUUGACGUUAACAUUAUUGGCUCAUGGCUUAGAAUGGACCAAGUAUAUGGCGUCCUGUGCAAGCUGCCCAUCCUGCAGAGAAUCAACAUGUUGGAUAAUGCCUACGUUGACAAAGAGCUGGUUGCACGUACUACCCAUAACUUUCCGGCGUUGAGGGACCUCUCAGCUAACUGCCGGCAUACCGAAGUGGUCAAAUUUGAGCAUGGGUCCAUGGAUAUGCUCGAGGAGCUUUAUUUGCAUUUGGACGAUUAUGGGAGGAGAAUUGUUGGCAUCCAGCACUUGAGGAAGCUGAAAAGGGUGACGAUCGCUUGCAAUAAACACAAAAAAUCUGCAGUGGAUGAUGUACUGGAUAACCUAAAGUGGGAUAACAAAAGGCGCCUCGAGUCCAAUCAGUUGCAGUUCACGGUCGGAGUGCAAUACAAUUGAGUCAUCGCUCUCCUCUUGUUGUUGCGAGUUGGUCUUGCUGAGUUUCUAUUAAAGUGGUUAGUGCAUGCGUGGAGUUAGUGCCCAUCUGGCCGUGUG
This is a messenger RNA of Triticum aestivum (bread wheat), 2142 nucleotides long. RefSeq names its product disease resistance protein Pik-2-like. Bases 1 to 2046 code for a protein of 681 amino acids. NCBI's taxonomy places the organism in Eukaryota, Viridiplantae, Streptophyta, Magnoliopsida, Poales, Poaceae. Gene Ontology annotation, molecular function: ADP binding. Gene Ontology annotation, biological process: defense response to other organism. The transcript has a single exon. The record is from RefSeq and is a predicted model, not a curated record.